AGUUGAUAUUAUUUAAAAAUGUUAUUUUGACAGUUUGAAUUUGUUUAAACGUCCAUUGUUGAUGCCGUGUGACCAUCUGUUUUGCGAUACGUGCAUAGCCAGGACUGAGUUUGGCUCAGAGUGCCCUAUUUGCAAAACCCAAUCUGCAGAUCGUGAUCUAAGGCCUGUGACCUUCAUGGAGAAUAUAGUGGGCAUUUUUAGAAGUUUGGAUGCCGCAUUUACUGCAAAUCUUUAUCCUUCUCCUGAAGACUAUGUUGGUAAAAAUGAUAAAUUUUAUAAGUGCAUCACUCAAAGGUGUAUUGGAGAUAAAGGGUAUGAGACUCCUAAAAAAGAUGGGACUGCAUUCGAUAGUUCUAGGAAUGUUGGUUUGCAUAUUAAUCAAGUUGAUCAAACAUCUUUUGGCCCUUCUUCCUGUGGCGAUAUGAAGGCUUCUGAUACUGAUAGUGAACAUAGUCUCGGUAACAAUUCAGCCAAGGGAGUUGGCAAGAGAAAUUUUGAUGAUAUGACAAGUCAAAAACAGUACAAUUCUGUUUUAGGGAUUGAUGGUCAAUUUUGUGAUUCCAAGAGUCAGAAGAGGUUGAACUGUGAACAAUUAGGUAUGGUUGUCAAACCUAUGGAUCAUUGUCAGCCAGUUCAGAAGGCUCAAAACAUAGUAACUUUUGAUUGUCAAUUAGGAUCUCAAAUUGAACCAGCUCUUGCUGGUACAAAUCUGCCUGUGACAUCAGACAACAUGUGUGGGAAUAGAGCCAUUUGUGGAUUUUGCCAGUCCUCUCAAAUCUCUGAGGCCACUGGAAUGAUGCUACAUUAUCUCAACAGAAAACCAGUUACAGGAGAUGCAUCGUUCAGCUCAAAUGUUAUUCAUGUUCACAGCUUGUGUAUUGAAUGGGCGCCUCAAGUGUAUUAUGUUGGCGAAACUGUUAAGAAUCUUAAGGCAGAACUUGCAAGGGGUGCAAAGCUGAAGUGCAGCAAAUGUGGGGAAAAGGGAGCAGCACUUGGUUGUUAUGUGAAGUCCUGCCGCAGAAGUUAUCAUUUCCCUUGUGCAAAAGAGAUUCCAAAAUGUCGAUGGGAUCAAGAUGACUUUCUCGUGCUUUGUCCUGCCCAUUCUUCUGUUAAGUUUCCAAGCGAGAAGUCUGGAAAUGCCCAUUCUUCAUCCAAGUUAUUGAAUGAGAAGUCUGGAAAUUGUUUGCCUGCUAAUGAUGGCAUGCCAACUGAAAGUGGCCAGUUGAAAUCCAACACUUUUUGGGGCCAGCCAGAUAAUAAAAAAAACUGGGUUUUCUGUGGAUCUGCUUUGCUUCCCGAGGAGAAGUUCCUUUUGAUCAAGUUUGCGAACAUGAUUGGUGUAACUGUAUCCAAGUUUUGGAAGCCGGAUGUCACUCAUGUGAUUGCUUCUACAGAUGGGAACGGUGCAUACACCAGGACACUUAAAGUUCUCAUGGCCAUUUCAAACGGGAAGUGGGUUCUUAAUAUAAAUUGGGUAAAGGAGUUCUUGAAAGCCAUGCAUCCUUUGAGUGAGGAACCUUAUGAAGUUACUCUCGACAACCAUGGGUGUCGUGAUGGCCCUAAAACGGGUAGACUCAGGGUAUUGAAUGAUGCACCAAAACUCUUUGAUGGAUUUAACUUUUAUUUUGCGGGUGAUUUUAUGUCUGGUUACAAGGAAGAUCUUCAAAAUCUAGUUGUCAAUGCAGGCGGUUCUGUUUUGAUGAGAGUGGAGGAACUAAUUGAACAUAAUAAUUGCGGUGAUCAGACAACUCAAGCAAAGAUGGUUGUUGUGUAUAACCUUGAUGUCCCCCAAGGAUCCGAGUUAGGAGAAGAAGUUUCAAUUAUUUGGCAGAGGGUUAGUGAAGCACAGGAUUUAGCCACAAAAAUAAGUGGACAAGUCGUUGGUCACACAUGGCUUUUAGAAUCAAUUGCAGCAUGUAAAUUGCAGCCUUUUGUCAAAUAACCAAAGAUUGAAAACUUUUAUCCUUUUUAGCUAGAAAAUGACCAGUAAUUUUCUCAACCUUUACUUGUUUUAGAAGUUAGAACUUGCCUUGGAGUCUUUCUUUUGUAUUUAAUUUAC
Molecule: messenger RNA, 2059 nt
Organism: Hibiscus syriacus
Lineage: Eukaryota; Viridiplantae; Streptophyta; Magnoliopsida; Malvales; Malvaceae
Product: BRCA1-associated RING domain protein 1-like
Exons: 11
Coding region: 62-1942 (626 amino acids)
Biological process (GO): positive regulation of transcription by RNA polymerase II; double-strand break repair via homologous recombination; negative regulation of fatty acid biosynthetic process
Cellular component (GO): BRCA1-BARD1 complex; BRCA1-A complex; plasma membrane
Molecular function (GO): ubiquitin-protein transferase activity
Source: RefSeq, a predicted model, not a curated record